GCUGGUAUUACAGCGCCUCGUCAUGGCGGCACAGACCCGAGCUCUGGUGUCCGGGCAGUGGUUGGCAGAUGCCGUCAGAAACAACCUCAUCGGCCCGAAGCUUCGUGUCCUCGACACUUCAUGGUAUCUACCGAAAACCAAACGGGACCCGAGAGCUGAGUUCGCUCAGAGACACAUCCCGGGCUCCUCGUUCUUUGACAUAGACGAGUGCAGCGACCGGAGCUCCGCGUUUGAUCACAUGCUGCCAACUUCCGGCCACUUCUCCCGGUACGUCGGAGAUCUGGGCAUCGGGAACGACACGCACGUAGUCGUGUACGACACCAGCGACUUCGGGUCGUACAGCGCGCCCCGCGUGUGGUGGAUGUUCCAGCUGUUCGGACACAGCCUGGUGUCGGUGCUGGACGGCGGCAUGAGGAACUGGCUGGCGGACGGUCACCCGCUGACGGCCGAGUACCGCGCACCGGAGCGCAGGGACUUCAAGGCGACUCUGAACCAGUCGUGGGUGAAGAGCUUCGAGGACGUGCUGGAGAACGUCAGAACCGAGCAGGUGCAGGUUGUGGACGCCAGGUCUGCAGGCAGGUUCAGGGGGACUGAGCCGGAACCGAGAGAAGACACACUGCCGGGACAUUUCCCCGGCGCUGUCAACAUGCCAUUCACUUCUUUCAUGGACGCCUCUGGGAAGGAGCUGGACGCCGAGGGCCUGUCCAAGCUGUUCACAGAGGCCGGGGUGGACCCGCAGCGCCCGCUGUGGGCCACCUGUGGGUCCGGUGUCACGGCAUGUCACGUCGCUCUGGCUGCUCACCUGCUCGGCCACCCCGAGGUGUGCGUUUACGACGGCUCCUGGUCUGAGUGGUUUAAAAGGGCAAGUCCAGAGCACAUCAUCUCAGAGGGAGAUGGAAAGAAAGUGUGAACAAAGAAACAAACGAGGGAGGGAAAGCUGUGGGUUUGCUGCCAAUGAGAGUGACACAUCAAGACGGAAACACUAAAGCCACAUAAUCUACAGAUACUGAGGAGGCACUAGUGUAAAUGCUGCGAGGUUAUGAAACCUAAUUAUUAACAUAACAGAUGCAAGUUUCGCCAGCUGUCAGAAACCUUUAAUAAAAACCUUCCCUUCAUUAUGCAAAUGAUUAAAACUUUCAUUACGUGGGAAGUUGCAGAGUUUAGAAAAACAUGCAUCAGUCUUAAAAUAACAUGAAGGGCUAUAUUUGUUUGUUGGCAGAUAUUUUUUUGAAAGUAUGAGACUAUUGUUGCACAAUUUUUUGGAUUAUUUUCCAAAAAAUGUGUUAAGACAGGACGGGUCUGAUUCUAGUGCACUUUGUUUCUAGGAGGAUAUCGUGUGGAUAUGCUGUAUUCUUCUAUUAAUGUUACAAUAAACAGAUGCUUGAG
Messenger RNA from Seriola aureovittata, 1386 nucleotides. RefSeq names its product mercaptopyruvate sulfurtransferase (gene mpst). Gene Ontology annotation, molecular function: thiosulfate-cyanide sulfurtransferase activity. Lineage: Eukaryota; Metazoa; Chordata; Actinopteri; Carangiformes; Carangidae. Gene Ontology annotation, cellular component: mitochondrion. The record is from RefSeq and is a predicted model, not a curated record. Bases 23 to 910 code for a protein of 295 amino acids. Gene Ontology annotation, biological process: transsulfuration. The transcript is spliced from 2 exons.